Messenger RNA from Ceratitis capitata (Mediterranean fruit fly), 715 nucleotides. RefSeq lists its product as uncharacterized. The transcript has 4 exons. Lineage: Eukaryota; Metazoa; Arthropoda; Insecta; Diptera; Tephritidae. The coding region runs from base 97 to 624 and encodes 175 amino acids. The record is from RefSeq and is a predicted model, not a curated record.
UUAAUCACCUUCAAAAAAGACGUCACAAAAUCUCACAUAAGAAACAAUUGAGAAAAAUGUGAAAAUGACUGACAACUGUCGCAAUAAUUGAAAAACAUGUUAGAUAAACAACUACAAGGGCAGUCAACAUUUAGUAAAUGCAAGUCGUUUUUCAGGAAUCCUAGUUUACUAUUUGAAUUUCAAACCGAAACAGUGAAGUUGUUGAUCUACAACUACGCCAUUGUGUUACUAAUAGCAAAUCAGGAUGUUGGUUGGAACUAUAAAUUCAAUGGUAAUGAAAUAGCAAGUCGAUUUGGUCAGGAACUCAUCGAACCGAGCAUAUUGUCGAAAUUCGGUUUCUGUUUUCGACUGCUAACAAUAAUAUUGAACACACUGGCCGUAAAUGCAAUCAUAACACCGCUGCGGAGCAAUCGUAAAUUCUUACUGCCAUGUAUACUUUGGAAUUUCUAUAGCAUUUCAGCUGUCUCAGAGAACAUAUUGGAAAUUAUCUGGAAUAUGUACCUGUUGGAGGUGCCAUUUCACUUAUUUCUCACCAUUUCAAUGGUUGGUAUAUUUAUGAUUUGUUUACAAAGUAAAUUAACGCUGCAAGUGUUGCGUUUCUAUGAGUAUUUAAAUUACGUAUGAUCAAAAAUGAUCACAGGGCAUAGCGCGAUUGUAUAUGUAAAUAUUAAUAUACAACAAAAAUAAGAAAUAAACAUACGUAAUGGAAAAAUAA